Gastrolobium bilobum is the source of this 747-nucleotide messenger RNA. RefSeq lists its product as uncharacterized. The coding region runs from base 1 to 747 and encodes 248 amino acids. The transcript has 2 exons. NCBI's taxonomy places the organism in Eukaryota, Viridiplantae, Streptophyta, Magnoliopsida, Fabales, Fabaceae. The record is from RefSeq and is a predicted model, not a curated record.
AUGGGAGAAAAAGAAAGCUCUGGACCGGCAACCAAAAUCGGCAUAUCUGUCUCCCUAUGCGCGUGUUCCAUACCCUCAGCGGUUGAAACAAGAGAUCCAGAAACAAUAAUACACAAAAUUUCUGGAUAUCUCAAGAAGCUGCAAGUAAACAUUCCUUUUGUAGAAGCCCUGGAAAGCAUGUCGAACUAUGCAAAAUUCAUGAAAAACCUUCUGUCAAAGAAGCCUAAGCUGAAGGAAUGCGAAACAGUGGCCUUAAUUGAGGAAUGCAGUGCAAUCAUCCAGAAGAAACUUCCUCCCAAGCUAAAAGAUCCGGGCAGCUUCUGUAUUCCUAUAGCCAUAGUAAAUAUUGAAGUAGGAAAAACAUUAUGUGAUCUGGGAGCAAGUAUAAAUCUGAUGCCACUUUCCAUGUGCAGAGCUCUUGGAAUCAAAGAGCUAAAGCCAACUACAGUUUCCCUCCAGUUAGCAGAUAGAUCGAUCAGACGACUAGAUGAGGAUUUUCUAAUUCUGAAUAUGGAAGAAGAUGCCGAGAUUCCCCUACUGCGUGGGAGGUCAUUCCUAGCCACCGCAAGAGCAAUGAUCGAUGUGGAGCAAGGAAAACUGAUGCUGAGGAUGAACGAAGAGACAAUCACCAUUGACGUCUUUGAGUCAAUGAAAAAUCCGUCAGAUGGAGGAGACUGUUUCAUGCUUGACAUAAUACAAGAAGCAUUUGAUGACACGAUGAAAGAGGAGAGUUUCCACUCGAGUUAG